Calliphora vicina (urban bluebottle blowfly) is the source of this 991-nucleotide messenger RNA. Its product is annotated as protein lava lamp-like. Bases 1 to 483 code for a protein of 160 amino acids. NCBI's taxonomy places the organism in Eukaryota, Metazoa, Arthropoda, Insecta, Diptera, Calliphoridae. The record is from RefSeq and is a predicted model, not a curated record. The transcript has 5 exons.
AUGGUGUGUUUGUCAGUCUCAUGGUUAAGCAGGGCGAAUUCUCUUUUGGCCGAAAGAGACACACUGCAAUUGAAACUGUCGAAUACUUUGAGGCAGUUGGAAGCGAAGAAUGUUCAAACGGGAGGUUUAGCUGAAGCUACACCUGUAACGGGAUACUCAACGUCACCAUCUGAAAAUGUGGCCUAUACCUCAGUUGCGGGUUCGACUGGGGGCAUAGCUGCUGAUGAUGAUUUGAAUGAAAAGCUUUCCCAGCUACAAACUGUCAGCCAUUCCAAAGACAAGGUUAUCAAGGAAGAACGUGAACAACGUAUACGCCAAAUUGAGAAAUUACAACAGGAUGUUGCCAAAAUGCCACCAGCUGCCGUCUCUGAAUUAAUUGGAACCGAUUUAUCUCAAGCAAAUCAAUCACCUUCCACGGUUUUAUUAAACUGGCUUUGGGGCAGCAAGGGUGGCAAUACUGGUGGUUCCCCAUCAGGUUUCUAAAUUAACCGCGCUGCAAUAUCUUAAUUUCUAAACCAAUUACGGUGGCUUAUUAUCGCACUUGAUCAGUUCCCGAUUGAUUCGAUUUCUUUAAUGUGUGUGUAAAUAUUAGAUAAAAAAUAAAACGUAUCGUCUUAAUUUCUAAUGAAUUAAUCUUAUAUUCCUAAUUUUACUAUUAUUUUUUGUUGUUUUUGAUUAAGAUGCAAUUACUUGCGAUUUCAAUAAAUUAUUAUUAAGUAAUUUGCAUUCAUCCAUUUAUAUUCAAUUUAUUAUAGAAAACUAAUUCUUUUCUUGUAAUAUUUUAUUAAGUUGUAAGUGUAUAUGUAUAAUAAUUAAUAAAUGAAAAAAAAAAAUCACAAACAAAUAUGCUACUAAAUAUUUAUAAAUGAGUGAUGAAGUAAACAAAAAAAAAUAAACUAAUAAACCCGUUAUUUAGUGAAAAUAUCAUUAGUAUAGUUAUUGAAAAAAAGCAAAUAAACAUUGGUAAUAAUAAAAUGUUUUAGUAUUUAAA